Scylla paramamosain (green mud crab) is the source of this 1344-nucleotide messenger RNA. RefSeq lists its product as uncharacterized. NCBI's taxonomy places the organism in Eukaryota, Metazoa, Arthropoda, Malacostraca, Decapoda, Portunidae. The record is from RefSeq and is a predicted model, not a curated record. The coding region runs from base 255 to 1160 and encodes 301 amino acids. The transcript has 9 exons.
UGACCUGACAAGCCCCAUGGAACAUUUCUCAUCUUCCUCCCACCAAAGAACAUUUCUCAUCUUCCUCCCACCAAUCUCCCUCCCUCUUCCCGCCCCCUGUUGCUCUACUACAUCUUGACGGUGAAACAGAAGGAAGAGAAGUGUGUUGAAGCUCAGCGCGCAGACGUGUUGCGCACACCACCUGACGGUAACUUCAAGGCGGUGGGCAGCGGGACAAGCGGACUUUAGGAGUGUGGACAAAAAAAAUCACCACAAUGGACUACCGCAUGAUGGAGAAGUUGGAGCCAUGCCCUUACAACAACAGCCAUCAGAUUCUCCCUCACCGCAUGGCAAAGCACAUCAUUAAGUGCAAAAAGAACUACCCCAAUGCUGAUAUGAAAGUUUGCCUCUUCAAUGCAGUGCAUGUGGUGCCAACCCAUCAGUACCAAGCACACCUGCUAGAGUGUGAGAACAGAGAGUUGGUGGAGCGAGAACUGUAUUCCAGUCCAAGAAUGGCAAGCAGUGCCCCAUUGGUGAAGAUUGAGUCUGUUCCAGUGGAGAAUGUAACAGCCAGGUGUGAGGACUGGGAGUCGGACCUUGUGCAGUCAUCAUACUCACCUGAAGAGCACAGCAUUUACAAAGAAUUCAUUAGGAGGACACCAGCUGGAUUGAGCAAGGGUGCCCGUAAGGUGUGGAGACUAAAGGAAAUUGAACGAGUUAAUCGCCUUCAGAAUGGAUUGAUGGUUGGUGACUCUCAGAGUGACACGAACACUUCUAUGCCAGACAUGACCUAUGCAUCUCCAAGUGGUGGCUGGGCUGCAAGUGGUGCCAUUUCCAAGUUACAAGAUAAAUUCAAGUUUGAUGUAUCAAAGCCUGAAUCAAUCAUGGUAAAUCGCCAAAUGCAUCAGAAAGAUAUGCAUCCAGAUACAGCAACAGCCUUUACUUCCCUGAAAGAGCCAAACUAUAAUGACAAGAGUGAGAAACCAAAAAACAGGCCUGAGAUGACAGACUUCAUUAAGGAGAAGCGAAAACUAGAGAAGAAGCUCUUUGAAAUAAAAAAGCUGGAAAAUAUGAAGGCAGACUUGAAUGAGAAGCUAACAGUCCAAGAGGAGUCAAAGAUUCUCUUGAAAAAAAACAUUGAGGAAAAACUUUCAAAUCUCAUGGCAGGCAUGAAUAUGUAAUGUUCAUGACUGUUGUGAUUUUAUUAAUUAAGGAAUGCUACAUUUUCACAGUUCAAAAAUGUUCAUUUAACCUUAAGACAAAGUUGAUAUAAAACUUCGCUCUCUGCCUCAUCUCUCCUUCCAGCAGGACAGCAGAUUGUUGCAUGCUUAAACUUCUUGCCAUUUCUCCACUUUCCAUCCAAAA